This is a messenger RNA of Dendrobium catenatum, 1194 nucleotides long. RefSeq names its product polyadenylate-binding protein-interacting protein 9. NCBI's taxonomy places the organism in Eukaryota, Viridiplantae, Streptophyta, Magnoliopsida, Asparagales, Orchidaceae. The transcript is spliced from 8 exons. The record is from RefSeq and is a predicted model, not a curated record. Gene Ontology annotation, molecular function: RNA binding. Bases 268 to 1179 code for a protein of 303 amino acids.
UACAUUUCUGUUUUUUGGGAAAAGUUUUGCUACAUUUCUACCCCUGUAUUUUUGCGUCAUCUACUCUAUUUCUUCUCCCUGCUCCCCUCUCUCCCUCACUUUCUCUUCCCAAACUAAAAAAGAAAAAAGAAAUUUUUGGUGAAAUUUCAGUGCUUCUGUAGAGAUAAAAUGCACCGGUGAUGAUCAAAAUGGCUUCUUUCUAAGGUUCCGUUCAGCGGUGAAUUGUGGGGGUUUUUUUUUGUUUGUAAGGGGGUUGAAUUAGGGGAGAUGGCUGCGGUUGCGGAGAGCUCGAUCGGAGUAGACGAUCAGUUCAUCCACCGCAAGCCCUCUUCUUGCAAUCAGGAGAUGGAGUAUCAGAGGGAUGUGAGGAAGCUGGUAGACCUUCUUUCGAAAUUGAAUCCAUCGGCUAAGGAGUUCUUCCCGUCGUCUUACAUGCCCCACCGCGCAAAAUCUGAUGGUCGGCUCUCUGCUGAUGCGCCGGUCUUCGUUGCGUCGAUCGAUUAUUAUAAUAGCAACAAUGGGUAUAGUAGUAAGGAUUCAAGUAGUGAUGGAUCUCCCAAUAAUCAGCUGUUUAAUCGAAGGAGGAGGAAUGUAUAUAACCAAGGGAGGAGGAUGAAUGAAAGGGUGAGAAGAGCUGAAAGGGAUGAAAGCAUUAGACGAACAGUUUAUGUUUCUGAUAUAGAUCUCAAUGUCACUGAAGAGCGCCUUGCUGAACUAUUUGCUGGUUGUGGUCAAGUAGUUGACUGUCGGAUCUGUGGUGACCCACACUCGAUUCUCCGUUUUGCAUUCGUAGAGUUUGCUGAUGAGGAGGGUGCUAGAGCAGCUUUGAAUAUUGGUGGAACCAUGCUAGGUUACUAUCCUGUCAAAGUUUUACCUUCAAAAACUGCAAUUUUGCCAGUGAAUCCCAAAUUUCUUCCUCGGUCCAACGAUGAAAGAGAAAUGGUUGUGAGAACUGUAUAUUGUACAAACAUAGACAAGAAGGUUACUCAGUCAGAAGUGAAACGUUUUUUUGAACAUGUCUGCUGUGGAGAGGUUUCCCGUCUAAGACUUCUUGGAGAUAAUGUGCACUCAACUAGGAUAGCCUUUGUUGAGUUUGUUCGGGUAAAUUUUCAUACAUUUCAUUUCAUUUGGUCUACCACCAGAAUCUCAAUACCAUUUAAUGCGUCUGUUUCAACGUGACAUGGGGUUAAACCU